AUGUCCCACGUCUCCCAAAUCCACGUCGAAUGCCAGGCUGGCUACACCUUCAUCGUCGAAGCCCGCUUCCCCUCCGGCGACAUUGCCAACCUCGGCCACACCUCCUCCGGCCAAACUACCGAUACUAUCUUCGACUUAGCUGAGAAGGAAGAUGAAACCUUCGAAAUCUGGGCAGGAGGCGCCGGAGUUGUUGAUCGUUGGGGGUUUGAUUCUCCGGUUAAGGCGGGCGAUGAGUAUUAUGUCUAUGACCCGGAUCCGGCGGGGAAGGUGAAGAUUGUUGGGAAGGGGCAGGCGGGGAGUAAGCCGAGGGUUGAGGUUUAUUAUAGUACUUCUUGA
This is a messenger RNA of Fulvia fulva, 336 nucleotides long. RefSeq lists its product as uncharacterized. The transcript has 2 exons. The coding region runs from base 1 to 336 and encodes 111 amino acids. The record is from RefSeq and is a predicted model, not a curated record. NCBI's taxonomy places the organism in Eukaryota, Fungi, Ascomycota, Dothideomycetes, Mycosphaerellales, Mycosphaerellaceae.